Molecule: messenger RNA, 5268 nt
Organism: Cinara cedri
Lineage: Eukaryota; Metazoa; Arthropoda; Insecta; Hemiptera; Aphididae
Source: the annotation of a GenBank genome assembly
AACUCUCCACUCGGAAUAUCCGAUUCAAAUAUUAUGUAAGCAGUCACCGUAUUAAAUAUGUCUCUGAAUUUGUGCAUUAUCUUUAUAAUGCAUAUUAACGUAAUAAUUUACCAACUACCUAAAUCAUACGGACGUGUAAUCGAGGUUAGUAAAUAUUGACAAGAACAUAAAUUAUUCAUAAUAUUUUAAUUUUAGAUUUUAAAUGCAGCGAAGGUAUCUAUUAGUUUUAAUAAUAGAUAUUAUGUUCACUUGCUACUAGCAUUUGGCGAAGUCUAUAAGUAGAUGGAAAAUUUAGUUGGUUUAGUGGCGUAUUUGAGGGGGGGGGGAGGCAAUAGGUGAAUCGCCUCCUCCUUGGAAAUUUUUGGCUGUGAUUUUUUAAUCACGGUGAUAGGCUUUAGACAAUAAAAUAAUAAAUUAUUUAUAACCGUGUUAUUUAUUAUUCCAUUAAUAUAAGUGAUGGAAAUAUUUUAAUUUUAAACAUCAUUAAUUUAAUUAAAAAUUUAAUAUAAUAAUUGAAAUUUCAGUUUUUGGAAGAAAAAUUUAGCCCGCAGGACGGACAGCUGCCAACCCUGCUCCCUCCCCUGCGCGCAUGCCUAUGGCGUUACCAAAAAGUAGUGAUAAUGAUAUAACUAGGGUAGUUUUUUAUCCAUAAUACAUAUAUAAAGAUAUCGAUGUGGAUGACCAAACAGUAAUUACCCUAGAUGGGUCUGUAGGAGAAAUAAAGAUUAAAAUUAUUUUAAAAUUGUUGUAGAUAUUUUUGAGUGUGAUUGUUCGAUACGAAUAUAUUAUAAUGUAUACAUAUUAUGUAUAUUAUAUUACGGCCGUUACGAGUAAACGCCGAAAUCUAGCAAAUUUCAGAAAUGCCCGGACAAAUCUAUAUAGUAUAUAGUGACCAACAUCAUUUAGGCAAAACUGUAAACCGAUUUCCGUUUUUGAUCGAUAUAUAUAUUAUAUAUAUACAUCAUUUUUUAUAUAUAUAUUAUUAAUUAUAGUUUAUACCUAUAAACUAUUUUUUUUGAAUUGCCACGGAGAGGAAUUUUAAAAUAAAUAAUAACUGUUACUUUUUUUCUCACAUAGAGAGAAAACCUCUCGUGAUAUUUUGUGUUGUGUUACAAUUUUUAAACCGCCUCCUCCUUGAUAGAGCUCCAGAUAAGUUACUGAGUGGGUUACAUAUUAUAAUAUUGCAAGAGCUUCCAAUGCAUUUUUUAGUAUUUUUGCACCAACAAACUUUUGCAUCCAUGUUAAUACUUCUCCAAUUACUAUCUGACUAUGUCACUGUAUGUAUACAGACAUAGAGUAGAACUUUGAUUAUUCGAACUAAUUAAUAUGAAGGAUGGUCCACAUUAAAAGUUAUACGUAUGGUAUGUAUAGACAACAGGUAUAUAUAUACUAGACGAUUCCUCUGGCUUCACUCGAGUUACCUAAUCAUUUUUUUAGAACAAAUAAACAUCUUGAAAUUUAAAUUUAUAAAAAGAUUUUAUUAAGAAAUAUGAAAAUUUUGAGUUUAGGUGGAAAAACAAUUUAACACAAAUACUGAGAGUAAUUUUUCAUUUGAAAUUCAUGUUUAUAUUGAAAUAUUAUUAUUGUUAUUAUUAUUUGAGCUUUUAUUGAAAUAUUCAAGAAUUAUCAUUUGAAGCUAGAAAAAACAUUCAACACUGACACUGGUAGAAGUUCUAUGAAUUAUAAACUGAAAAUUAAUAAACAAUCAAUAUUUUAAUGCUUUAAAGGAAAAAAUAUGGGAAAAAUACCAUUAUGAAAUAAAAUCAGAAAUAUUUUCUAGACUUUUAUUGUGUUGCUCGUCUGGAUAAUUGGACUUCCGAUUGACUGGCAUUCGGAUAAUCGAAGUUCUAUUAUAUACCUAUAUAUUAUUAUGAUAUAGUGGGUUUAAUCUUAAAUUUUAAAACCUAAAACUUAAGUCUAUUUAUUUAAUUUAUAAUUUUAAAAAAUUACAUAAAUUAUAUUAUAAUAUUUAUAUCUAUACUAUUUAUUAAAUGGGUUCCGUGGUUCAAUCGAUUAUUAUUGGAUUUGUCAUACUUUUAUAGACUGAUAAGCGGAAGUAAGUAGUAUAGUAUAGUAAUUAGUAGUCCAAUUUUAAUUUUUUUAAAAAAGUAAUUUUAGUUUGCUAGUGAAUUUUGUAUUAUUUACGGACUAGAAUCGAUUAACAAUUAAUACAGGUUAAUGGUAUAGUGUAACUAGAACAGUAAUACGAUAAAACAAUUUAAUUUAAUGAAAAGAGAACGAAGGAUCAAAGUUUGCUGAACGAGGGAAACGAAACAUGGGAGUAUUAGCCAUUAAUAAAUAAUAAAGAAGUUGGUAGGUAUGUGAGGAAUGUGAAAGAGAAUAGAGAAAUGGGUAUGAUGAGGAAGAAAUGUAUUUCAUUGAAUAAAGAAGGGGAACCGAUUUUAUUGAGAUAGACAUUUGGAAAUAAAGCGAUCGUAUAUUUGUACGUAAAGAUUAACCGUUGCUAACGAAAAACGAUUCUGAGUGGAGUUCGGUUAAUAGUGUUGUUUUGUGAACAAUGUAUAUGUCACAUUAUGGUAAAAUAAUUACCAUGCGAUAGAUAUUUUCUUUAAAAAAUAUUUGUUUUCUCGUUUUUCCUACGUUUUUAUCGGUUUUUCCCAUGUUUUAUCUCAUUUAUUGGAAAAACUCUUGAGAAAAUCAAAAAAUGGCCUCUCUAAAGUACUAUCCCAGUCAGAUAUCAUUGUAAAUUGGAGCUAAAUUGCUGUAGAAAAGGUGUUCACAGAAAAAAAAAAAUUUGAACAAUAAAAUAUGAAUGAGGUAUCUAUAAAAUAAAUAAAUCCCUAAGGAUGGUAUAAGUUGUUUGGUAUAAACUAAUGAUAUUGACGAUAUUACGCCUAUGCGGUUUAUAGCUUUAUCUAAAUCAAUUUUAUCUUGUCCGUCAUAAGAUAGCAACACCAUAUGUUCUAAUUUUAUAUCACUUGUUGUGAUAAAUGCAGUUUUUUAAAUUUAAUUUUUGAAAAUUUAAGCUCAGCUGAACCAAAACCAAUAGACAACGUGUAUAAGGCUUUUAACCCUAAAAAUACAUAUUUUAAGAGAGGUAAAACGUAAAUGCAAUCCACUCAACUUCGUAAAUAGUUGAUAAAUCGACUGUGGUACAAACAUAUCUUCAUCGCCAAUUUCACUAUUGGUAUCAGAAUUUGAGAUAUUUUUUUCAUAAUUAGCAUUUGAAUGAAACAUACCUGGAAAUUCUGAAGUAGAAAUUAGGUUUGGACCUAGUUGUAGGUACCCAUCAUUAAUUUAAUAAUACUACUAAAUCUAUGAACUACAUAUAAUUAUAAUUUAUGCAGGUUACAUAUUUAUAUACGUAAUGCCUAUGCCAUUAUUGUUCACCACGCCACUGUACAUAUACGACUGCUCCUAGUAAUCUUAUAACAAACCGCCUCUAACGCUCAAUGACACAUUGGCGAAUAAAGAGUUAAAGUUCUAGAGGACUAAAUCGUAUUCUAAAAUCCAGGGUAUGACGAAUAAUAUCAAAGAAGAGGAAUUUGAGUUAGAUAAUAAGGGGAAAAGCUUGGGAGAUGUCAUUUAUGAAUUCAAGUAGUUUGAGGGAUUUUUAACAAGCACCUUCGAUGUGCGAGUUUCUUCAACUUAUUAGUAAAUAAGUAGUUGUGAAAGACGCUAUUAAAAACACAAAAACUUAAAUAGGCGAUAUAUCGAAACCUGCUAAAUAAAACAAAAUUAAUUACAUUUUUUUUUUUUACUGAAAUCAUGAUGAAAUACAGUAAUAAUAUAUAUAAUAUUGAUUUUGAUGCUUCAGCAGGGAUACAGCAUAACGACGUUAGAGAAAAUAUUGACACCGGCUGAACGCGAAAAUUACCUGGAAACUGGAAUUCUUCCGUCGCGACUAACGACUGAAUCUUAUGCUUCUGGUGUCACUAUUGGUGGACUGCCGGGGACGAAUGUAAGACGGCAGCGGAGAAAAAAUACUCGUAAUGGGGGUUACAGAGUGAUUCCACGGUGGAGGUAUUUUAUGGAAAAGCUGUUAUCCAAUUUCGGUACGAUUCCGGAGCUUAACACCAUUACUUCGUUACUGGGCAAUCGGAAAGGCGCCGACGCUCAAAGGAAACGUUUCGAAGAUGACCAGGUUGCAGAUAACGCUAAAGAUAGCACAAGAGCUGAUGGGACGGCUUACCAAACCAUUUUAAACGCAGCAAACAGCGAUUUGGGUCAACAGGCAAUUAAAACGGGCGUGGGCUUUUUACCAGCAGGAGGGGCACUCGUGAAAGCAUACGAACACGGAUCGAAAAUAAAUGAGGCAAUCACUGGAGCGGUCAGUUUGGCGUCUCAAAAAAAAAGCGAAGGCGAUAAAAAGAACACUGGUUCUACAUACCAAAAUCUCAAAGAUCUGGCGACCAGCGAAGCCGGCACGGCUGCCAUAAAGAUGGGAGUGGGGCUUUUACCUGGCGGUGGGCCUGCCGUACAGGCGUACGAAAACGGUACAAAAUUACAGUCCGUGCUCACCCAAAUCGGGGGUUUAGGAAAAAAAAGCAAGCAGUAGUAUAUAUAAUAUAUAUGUAUAUAUAUAUAUGUAGAUAUUUAGUACAUUUAAAUACAUAUUUUUAAUUAAUAUUAUAAUGUCAAAAUAUUUUAAUGAAUUAAACAAUAUUAGUUGAUGUAAAACCACGAUGGCUUUAAAUAAAAUAAGGAGGAAGCCCUUGAGGGGACAACAUAUUCUACUGGGACGAUAUAUUAGUAAUUACUAACAUAUAAUAUGCUAUUAAUUAAUAGCAUAUUAUACUGAGAUGACCAACUAUGGCAACUUGUUAUGAUCAAGAAAAAUAGUUAUACACCUAAUCUUAUUCAUGUUUACAAAAAUACUGCUAUGCUCAAUCCUGUACUACUCAUUAAUAAUAUUAGUGUAUUUUUAAAUUUUUAUAGAAUUAUUUUAUGCUAACAGUCUUCAAAAUGUUAUAUUAUAGUCAAAUUUAUAUGAAAUACUUAUACAUUUUUUUUCAAAAAUGACUCAUGUAAAAAUAGUUUGGAAAUAUGUAUUUUAAAAUGUUCCAUUGUUCUUAUUUUGUUCACCCUUAUUUUUAGGAAUGAAAAAAAUAUAUAUUAAUUUUGAUCUUCAAAUUGCAACAUGUAUUAAACAUUCCAUAAUUAGAUUAAGUAUUAGUUAAAGUACAUUUUGAAUUUCCAUCAACCCAUUGGAAAAAUGAGUUAAGAAAACCAUCACGAUUAAAUAUUUAGACUUUCUCACGAAAGAAAAAUUAAAUAUGAAUACUGAUACUUCUAUAAAAAAAAAAC